ACAUCUUUAGCUUCAAUGAGUCAUAUUAUUUUGAAGUAGAAACAACCUUGUAAGCUGUUUGGAUUUUGAGUAGCUGGAAUCCACCAACCAAUACAUGGCCCACUCAUCCACACUGGAAGGAACCUUGGAAUAAAGGGAACAGAGAUUUGGGCAAUCAGAGCGGAAAAGGAGUAAAAGGAUCUUUUGCUGAUGGAAUUUUCCAAAAGAUAAGGAGAUAGAUGCAUGAGGUUUAUCUAACCACCAAUGGGAAUUGCUCAAUCUUGCAAUUGCUGAGUUUUUCGGUCCCCUGUUUUCCUCAAUUGUCUUGCAAAUCUGAAAAGGAAAAAUAUACAAAGUGGAGCUUAUGCUUUUGGUUCCCCUGGAUACAAGAAACGAGCUCCUCCUCGGCCACCACGAUCACCUACUACACCAGCACCAUCAGAAGCCGAAAGUCCAACAGGCGCUACCCAGCCCACCACCACCACCACCACACCUGCUCAGAGACCACCCAACUUAGCGUCUCAGACUUUAGUCCAAACAUCCUCACUGCCACCUUCUUCUCCAUCUUUCACAGCCACUCCAGCACAAUCAGCACCAGCAGAUGCAGUCACUCAGAAAAUUUACAACCCAUAACUCAGGGCCCAAUGACCUUUAAACAGUGA
Molecule: messenger RNA, 641 nt
Organism: Rhododendron vialii
Lineage: Eukaryota; Viridiplantae; Streptophyta; Magnoliopsida; Ericales; Ericaceae
Exons: 2
Coding region: 219-641 (140 amino acids)
Source: RefSeq, a predicted model, not a curated record